This is a messenger RNA of Mercenaria mercenaria, 1084 nucleotides long. RefSeq lists its product as uncharacterized. NCBI's taxonomy places the organism in Eukaryota, Metazoa, Mollusca, Bivalvia, Venerida, Veneridae. The transcript has 8 exons. Gene Ontology annotation, molecular function: GTP binding; GTPase activity. Bases 196 to 1032 code for a protein of 278 amino acids. The record is from RefSeq and is a predicted model, not a curated record.
GAUUAUUGGUCAAACUAUUUGCAAACAUCGAUGUCAAUGUUCAAAUGUAUAUAAAUCUGCCAUGACUAUUACAUGUAAUAUGUCGAGGCUUUCAACCGGUUUAUGAAUAAAGAAUAAAAGUUUGACAAAGAACGAAUUUAAGUGGCAUUUAAAAUAUUGAUUUAAACGUUGUAAAAGGAAUUGUAUUAAGCAGACAUGGCGGACAUUGAAGGGUAUGAUUAUCUGUUUAAAGUUUUAAUUAUUGGCGAAGAAGAUUCAGGGAAAACAGCAUUGUUAACUAGAUAUGUCGAAGGCGCCUUUACUGCCGCAUACGUGUCGACCAUAGGGGUUGACUUUAAAAUUAAGAGUGUAAAACAAGACGGAAAGAAUAUAAAAGCACAGAUAUGGGACACGGCAGGCCAAGAAAGAUUCAGAAAUAUAACUUCAAGCUAUUACCGAGGUUGCCAUGGCGCAAUAAUUGUUUUUGAUGUCACCAACCGCGCAUCAUUUAAAGGUGUUGAUAACUGGAUAACAGACUUAGAGCACUAUGGUUCUGGAUCCGUGCCCAAAGUGCUAAUUGGCAAUAAAUGUGACCUGAGUGAACAGAGGUGUGUGACAUACGAAGAGGCAAAGUCGCUUGCAGUUAUAAAUAACAUGGAAUACAUAGAAACCUCUGCCAACACAAACAUCAACGUCGAAAAUGCAUUUGGUAAACUUUAUGCUGAAAUAAGCAAGAAAAUAACAAAGCAAGCACCACCAAUGGAAAACGUUAUUAGACUGGACACAGAAAGUGUGGCUAAUGAGGCAGUGGGCGUGGCUGUCGAGGCAGAAUCAGAUUCUUCUUAUGGUACAGAAAAUAUCCCGCCAUGGGCAAACAAAAUUAUGGAAGAGCUACAGAAGUUUAGUACUCGACUCGAAGCAGUAGACAAACUUGUAAAUACUGUUACAUCAAUCUUGAAACGACUGGAUGAAAUAGAAAUAAAAAUGUCCAAAUUUGAAUCUAGAAAAGUAGACUUUAAAUCUGCACAAGCAAAAAGUACAAAACCACGUUAAUGCUGUUAAUUAUUUGUUUGUAUAAUAAAUAAAUCUUGUCACAAUGUUGGGA